Molecule: messenger RNA, 2746 nt
Organism: Ahaetulla prasina
Lineage: Eukaryota; Metazoa; Chordata; Lepidosauria; Squamata; Colubridae
Gene: MAVS
Product: mitochondrial antiviral signaling protein
Exons: 7
Coding region: 151-2157 (668 amino acids)
Source: RefSeq, a predicted model, not a curated record
GAGGCAGCCAAUGGGAGGUGGGCGGAGGGCGGGCUGAGAACGUUCCCCUGGAAAAGGCAAGACUUUCGCCGUUUUGCAAAAGGAAGGAGCCGCCGGCCUCAAGCCCCGAUUUCGGCCCAGGCCUCCCAUUCCACCAGCCACUAACUGGAGAUGUCUGUCGGGGGAAGAGAACUGGCUGAAGAGGAGGCGAAGAAAUAUGUUAAUCGCAACCUAGACAUGUUCCAGCGCGUCCAAGUGAACCAAAUGAUCCACUUGCCAUGUUUCACCGACACAGAUCGGCAAAAGAUCAGAGCGAUCUGCGCCAACGAAGGAAACAACGCAACCACCUUCUUUUUCUUUCAACACUUGUGCUGCAGGGAAGGCUGGGUACCGCUCUUCGUGGACGCUCUCCGCGAACAGAACAUGGGCGACUUAGCUGACAAGCUAGAAAGCGUCUAUCUCAGCAAACUCCUUUCCCCGCGAAGGACCCCUCCAGCAGCUUCGGCACCCCCAGCUGCCAAUCAGCCUUCGGCUCCGCCUCUCUUGCCUGAAGCCCAAGCCCUUCCCUCGUCUCCCCCGCGAUUGGCCCCUUCAUCUGCCAAUCCGCCCCCCCAGGAUACGGGGGAUUACCGGACUCCCGUUCAAGAAAACAGCCAUCCGGCGGAAAAGAGCAAGUUAGCGGUACAUCCUAAGCCCACAGACAAAGGGGCAGAGCCAGUUUUUUCCUCCACUUCUGACGUCAGUUCAGCAUCUAACAUCGGAGCGGCCGUCAGAGGAGACAGAGCGAUGGAGUCUCCAGAUCCAUAUCCUUUCAAAGUGUCUGCAUCGGUCCCGUGCCCUGUGGAAGAGAGACCGCUUCCCUCCCAAACGAUUUUAACCUCGGCUGAGGAUAGCGUGGAGCAGAAGUGGGACGGACGCCAGCACCGCCCGGUGACGGUGAAAAACGGCUGUUUUGGGAACGUGCACCGCCCAGAGGAUAGUGGGACGGGUUCAGCGUUGCCCACUGGCGUCUGUAGUAAUCAGCCAGAAGAGGAUUAUUAUUCGAGCGAUAGCGUCCCGUUGGCUUUGGGUGGUCAGAGAGAGGAUUCGACGGCCGAACGGAGGGUUCAUGUUCUCCGUGGGGAUCAAAAACGGGAAAAUCAGCCAGUUGUGGACAGUCUACAAAGUCGCCUGUAUUCCCCGAGGAAAAAUCCUCCAGCUUCCCAUGGGUCGCCAGAAAACCAGACGCAGCCCUUUGUGGAUCCUUCGUCUCGUAGCGCUCCGGCGAACGGUGCCCAGCCGUCCUUUACACCAACGGGACCUGAGCCUCCGCUUCCGGUCCCCAACCCUGUUCCUGAACAUCUGAUUCGUCUUCCACCUUUGGAUUCGGACGGUUCCUCUUCCGUCAAAACAAAGGCAGCAAAGCCUUAUCAGGAGGUUUCAGCUGCCGGAGGCGAUAGACCUUCAGAUGACUUUAAGCUUCCCGUGGAAGAGAAAAGAUCUUCGGGAGAAAUCGCCGGCAAGGGUUCCAUGGCAGGAAUGCCGCAGCGGGGGAUGGAGACUCGGCCUUCAGCUGUUGGGGAUCAUAAGAGAAACAGCGACAUCUUUCAGAACAACCGUAGUGAGAACGAUAUGCCUUCCAAGCCGGGCGUUCUGUCUUCAAUUCAUGCUGCAGAACCCAGCAAGCUCGGCUCAGGCGAUGGCGGAGAGACCAACAAUAUGUAUUCCGGAUCGUCAGAAAGAUUACGCAUGAGCAGCAGUGGCUCCACUUCGGUGAGCGCGAGCGACAGCGACCCCAUUUUGAUCAGCAAAAGCAGCUCGGCCCGCCAGUCCACCACGAGCGCCACACAGGGAAUUAACCGGAAGAGCGGUGCCAUCGACGCUACUCUUCCACCCGAGGUCGACGCCGGUGAAGAAGACACGUCCUUCAGGAGUCACCAUCUGCUGGUGGAGGAGAAUCAAAGUUUCGAUCUCAUGGGGGCUCCUUUGGAGGGGGCCUCCUCGCGACCUUCCCCGAGGGAUUUCCCGGAUUCAACAUCCAACGGUCAACCGGAAAACAAAGCCAAGGACCACCAGGCGGAUCUUUCUCUUCCAGAUGAGAAAUUUGAAGAGGCUUCUUCAAGCGACUUUCGGAUGCUUUUUGCGGCAUUUGCUGUGGCAUGCCUGGCAGCAGUUUAUGUGCUGUAUAAGAAGAAAUAAGCACCGGAGUCACCGAUCGGUUGUUUGACCAACUGAAAUUCACACCCAGCCACUGUCUCUUCCUACCGUGGCUUGAUUCUCUUUCUUUAGAUCGCUUUCUGCCACUGAUGCGUGAUGCUCCCUGCAGGGUUGAACUCUUAUCCUCACAAUACGCCUUGCUUAUUUCCUGUAGUCUGCCUUUGAGUCAUUAAUGACGACUUUCGACCUAGGUUAUUUUAGAUCGGUCAGUUCGGUGGCCUCAUUCCCCCACAAAUAGCCCAGCGGAUCAGACCUAGGACUUUUCUGAGAAAUCACCAGAAAAGCAAAAAAAUCUGGACAUCUUUGCAAAAUCCUGAAAGCUCGCUUCCACAUAGUUGGCAAGGAAAUAAUUGCAGGAUCUCGGCAAAUUUUCGUUUUUUUGUUUUUUUUAAAAAAACGGUCACAUCGCAAAGAAUACGCCGGCUGGCGUGGACGAGUGACCGCCUUCGUGAUUCCAGUGGGUAGGUUUUUUUGAUGGGGCUUAGAAAAGAAAAAAAGCAAGUAGCAUCUUUACUAUGUCCCGACGUUCUUUUGGAUACGCAAGAUGUUAUUGCUGAACCCUUAGAAACGA